This is a messenger RNA of Ricinus communis (castor bean), 2466 nucleotides long. RefSeq names its product L-type lectin-domain containing receptor kinase IX.1. The coding region runs from base 436 to 2136 and encodes 566 amino acids. Gene Ontology annotation, biological process: protein phosphorylation. Gene Ontology annotation, cellular component: plasma membrane. Lineage: Eukaryota; Viridiplantae; Streptophyta; Magnoliopsida; Malpighiales; Euphorbiaceae. The record is from RefSeq and is a predicted model, not a curated record. The transcript is spliced from 2 exons. Gene Ontology annotation, molecular function: ATP binding; carbohydrate binding; protein kinase activity.
AUCGCACUAAAAAAACAAAACACAAAUGUUUGAUUUUUUUUAUUUAUUAAAAUACAUUUUGAUCUAAUGUUAUCAGGAAGACCGUAUUGGACAUGCUAGACCAAACGUUGAUCAAGUCCACUGGCAUGGGUACUUGGAGGUCUACUUGAAAGGAAACUUGCACCACCCUCUUCCUUGAACUACCUCCCUCUUCAACCAUGGAAAUUAUCAUCCACGUUAACUUGCAUCUCAGACCCUACAACCAUAUGUCUUUCUGCUCAAUCAUCAUCCUACUCUUAAUGGUGUUUGCUUUCCCUUACAAUGUCCAAACAGAAACAACUUCUUUCAAUUUCACCGAAUUCACCCAGACUAUGUCCGAUAUCGUGUUCGAAGGAGACGCAACUGUAGUUAGUCGCGCAAUUAAACUAACUAAAUCCUUUGAUGAUUUGAAUUCUAAUGGCAGCAUUGGUCGUGCAACAUAUUUCAAAUCGAUCCAUCUCUGGGACAAAGACUCUGGCUUCAUCAGAAAAUGGACGUCUUGGUCUUUCGAAUGCAACCGAUGUGCAUCCAUUUGUUGCUGUGGAGUUUGAUACAGGAUAUAGUCCUAAUUGGGACCCGAGUGAUCGAGAGGAGCACAUAGGUAUUGAUGUCAACUCAUUUCUCUCUGCCAAACUCACAAACUGGACUUUCAAUGAUGUUGAAAAUGGGGGAAAAGUUCAAGCUUGGAUCGAAUAUAAUUCCCGUUCAAAGAAAUUAAGUGUUAAUGUAAGUAAUGGUUAUGAAGGAAAUCGCCAAGGGAAAUAUUCGUAUAACCUUGACCGCACUGUAGAUUUUAGAAAUUUUUUAUCGGACUAUGUUACUGUUGGCUUCUCAGCAGCCACUACCAUAGAUUUGUUUGAGGAGCAUGAGAUUUACUCUUGGGAAUUUAACUCAACCUUACAACUUGAUGAAAAGAAAAAGCCGACCCCUAAAGGUUGGCUAUGGGCUCUCUUGGGUACUAAUGGCGUAUGGAUUUUGGUUGCAGCGGUUCUGAGUUUGGUUUAUUUUGGCCACUGGAGGAAGAAGAAGAAAAGACAGCAGAAAGAAGGUAGCAGGCCAGUAUCGUUCACAGAAAAGAAAUUUGAGAACGAGACUGGACCGAGGAGUUUUUCAUACGAGGAACUAGUUGUUGCCACAAGCAACUUCGCCGAUGAUCGAAUUCUUGGUAAGGGAGGGUUUGGAAUGGUUUAUAUUGGUUUCUUGAGCAAUAUUGGAUCAUGUAUUGCUGUGAAAAAGAUAACUUCAGAAUCUGAACAGGGAUUGAAAGCUUAUGCAUCAGAAGUGAAAACCAUCAGCCGAUUAAGGCACAGGAACUUGGUCCAACUCCUUGGUUGGUGUCGGAAGGAUCAAGAACUUCACAUUGUGUACGAGUUCAUGACAAAUAAGAGCCUGGAUUUCCAUCUCUUUAACAAAACAGGCUUGUUGAGAUGGAAAAACAGGUAUGGAAUAGCUUUGGGCUUGGCCUCAGGAUUGCUUUACUUGCAUGAAGAAUGUGAGCAGUGUGUUCUGCAUCGCGAUAUUAAAUCAAGCAAUGUGUUGUUAGAUUCUAACUUCGACGCUAAGCUUGGUGAUUUUGGGCUGGCUAGACUUGUUGAACACGGCCAAGGUUCAUACACUACAAGAUUGAUGGGGACAGUCGGAUAUGUAUCUCCUGAGUAUUUAGAAAGCAGCAUGGCUACCAAGGAAUCAGAUGUUUACAGCUUUGGCGUAGUUGCAUUAGAAAUAGCAACCGGAAAGCCUGCUUUUAUGGAAGUUGAUGGAAAUAAUGGCAUGAAAUGUAAGGUGAAACUAGUGGAGUGGGUUUGGGAACAGUAUCGAACAGGAAAUAUUUUUGGUGCAGCAGAUCCACAAUUGAAUCGAGAUUAUGUCAAGGAAGAGAUGGAAUGUUUGGUUGUCGUUGGGCUUGCUUGUGCUCAUCCAAGCCACUGUCAUCGUCUAUCAAUCAGGGAAGCAAUCGAUGUGCUGAAGGCUAAAGCUGCAUUGCCCAUAUUGCCGUCAGAGAUACCUGUGCCACCAAAUACUGUAUCUAGUCAAGCCAACAUGAAUAUGUUUUCUGGAUCUUCAUCCCUUGGUGUUAGUGUCAACACUCAGUCAUCAUCUGCUGCAACUUCUUUCUAGUUAGGUUUUCAGAUGUGUAACGUACCAUAAAUGAUAAUUGUAAUAUAGUCGCUAUGCUUCUGUUUGAUCUUUUUACUUUUAAGGUUUAAAUGUUUGAAGUUUUGGUGAAUCAUGUAAUCACCAAAUUGUUUUUAAUUUGUAUCUGAGAGUUCGUAAUAUCAAAAAUUGUUUUCAAAAACUGUAGAAAGAAAAAAAAAAGUACUUAAUUAAUUAAAUUCAGUAAAAUUAAAAAUUUCCUUUUAUAUCUAAGCCCUCUGCGUAUAGAAAAACAAUCAGCAUAAUACCAUAUUAAUUAAUUAAAUUCAGUAAAAUUAAAAAUUCUCUUUUAUA